Messenger RNA from Caenorhabditis bovis, 1446 nucleotides. NCBI's taxonomy places the organism in Eukaryota, Metazoa, Nematoda, Chromadorea, Rhabditida, Rhabditidae. The record is from the annotation of a GenBank genome assembly.
AUGGACAGCGAAUAUCGAAUAAUUCUAAAUGUGGGCGGUGUUCGUCACGAGACCUACAAGCAUACGCUCAAAAAGAUUCCGGCGACGAGAUUAUCGCGUUUGACAACAAAUUUGGCCAACUACGAUCCGGUUCUCAACGAGUAUUUCUUCGAUCGUCAUCCGGGUGUGUUCGCGCAAAUUCUCAAUUACUAUCGUACCGGAAAACUGCACUAUCCGCUCGAUGUUUGCGGACCAUUAUUCGAGGAGGAGCUCAAGUAUUGGGGUCUCGACUCGAACGAAUGCGAGCCGUGCUGUUGGAUGACGUUGUCGGGCACACGAGACACGCAGGACGUUCUCAAAACAUUGGACGAGCUCGACAUCGAAGUCGACCAAACAGAAGGGCCGGAGCUCUACAAACGCUUCGGAUGGGAGGACGACUACCACAACGACAGUCUGAGCGCGUGGCAGAAAAUGAAGCCGAAAAUCUGGCGGCUGUUCGACGAGCCGUCGUCGUCGCGCGCCGCUCAGAUCAUCGCCGCCAUCUCCGUCUUCUUCCUCAUCACCGCCAUCAUUGUGUUCUGCCUCAAAACGCAUCCGGGCCUCCGAAUACCGGAGCUCACGAUUGCCGGCAAUUUUUCAAGGAACCAUAGAAGCCUACCGAAUCAUCGAAUCAAUACAAUUCCGACAUUGGGCGUCGUCAAGGACAAUUCGCGACCGCAUCCAACGUUCAUGAGAAUCGAAACGAUAUGCAAUAUAUGGUUUACUAUAGAGAUUAUUGCGCGCUUCAUGUCAUGCCCAUCAAGAUUGGAGUAUCUUCGGGCGCCGGUGAACAUCAUCGACAUCGUCGCGACGCUCACAUUGUACAUCGAUCUACUCUCAAGCAUGUUCGGCGCGACAGCCGACCUCGAAUUCUUCUCCAUCAUUCGAAUCAUGCGACUAUUCAAGUUGACACAUCACAAUUCCGGCCUGAAAAUUCUAAUGCACACUUUUAGAGCUUCCGCCAAAGAGCUAAUGCUUCUCGUGUUUUUCCUCGUCCUUGGCGUCGUCGUGUUCGCGUCGCUCGUCUAUUACGCGGAGCGCGUCGAGAGCAACGAGGACAAUCAAUUCCAAUCGAUUCCCAUCGGAUUAUGGUGGGCGAUUGUCACAAUGACCACAAUCGGCUAUGGCGAUAUUACGCCGCACACCUAUUUGGGACGGCUCAUCGGCUCGAUUUGCGCGCUCGCCGGCGUGCUGACAAUCGCACUUCCAGUUCCGGUCAUCGUCUCAAACUUCGCCAUGUUCUACUCGCACACUCAAGCGCGCUCGAAAAUGCCCAAAAAGCGUCGCGGUGUUCUUUCAAUGGACCAAGUCGCUCAACACGUGAAACAUCCGCCAAGGAACGCCAACAACGGACCAUAUCAGCGAAAAAACCUCGAAAACACACCAUUAGUCUCAAAUAAUCACACGCCACCGCACACGCUCAUCUGA